This is a messenger RNA of Sclerotinia borealis F-4128, 729 nucleotides long. Lineage: Eukaryota; Fungi; Ascomycota; Leotiomycetes; Helotiales; Sclerotiniaceae. The record is from the annotation of a GenBank genome assembly.
AUGAAUUUUGAAAAGUACGCUAAGAGCGGCCGCUUAGCUCCGGCUGUGCCUGGACCAGCCAGCUCGAGCUUAGCAAGAACAGCCUCGCUCCGGACACGAAAUGAUAUGAUAUCACCAAUCGAAUUCAAGUUGAAGUUUACAAUCACGAUAGAGAAAUAUGGCUUCGAACAAAGCUGCGAGAAUGGGGUCUGGAAAAGUCGUGUAGAUAAAGUCAAUGCCGAACUCGUUACUCUCACCUACGGAACUAUCGUUGCACAGCUUUGUAAAGAUUAUGAAAGUGAUUAUGUGGAAGUCAACAAACAACUUGAUAAGAUGGGAUAUAAUAUCGGGCUACGAUUAAUCGAGGACUAUCUUGCGAAAUCAAAUACCAUGAGACGAUGUUCGAACUUUAGGGAGACUGCGGAGAUGGUUGCUAAGGUUGGGUUUAAGAUAUUCUUGAACAUUACACCAGCAGUAUCGAAUUGGACGAGUGAUAAUAAGCAAUUCUCCCUGAUAUUCGAAGAAAACCCAUUGGCCGAUUUUGUGGAAUUACCAGAUGAUGGGAGAGCGCAAGAUGAGCUGUGGUAUUCGAACAUCUUCUGUGGGAUAUUGAGGGGCACACUGGAGAUGGUGCAAAUGCAAGUCGAGGCUCACUUCAUUAGUGAUAUUCUCAGGGGUCAUGAUUCGACUGAGAUGAGAAUCACUUUGGUCAGAUAUAUUGAUGAUGAGAUGCCGAUGGAUGACGAUUAA